Lachnellula hyalina is the source of this 1683-nucleotide messenger RNA. Its product is annotated as General amino acid permease. Bases 1 to 1683 code for a protein of 560 amino acids. The transcript has 8 exons. Gene Ontology annotation, cellular component: membrane. Gene Ontology annotation, molecular function: amino acid transmembrane transporter activity. Lineage: Eukaryota; Fungi; Ascomycota; Leotiomycetes; Helotiales; Lachnaceae. The record is from RefSeq and is a predicted model, not a curated record. Gene Ontology annotation, biological process: amino acid transmembrane transport.
AUGGAUCAUAUCAGGAAGAACAGUGCUGUGGCCGCAGACAAAUCCGACGACAGUGAGAAGGUCCCGGCGUAUAAUGUUUCUGAUGGCGAUAGUAUCAUCAUUGGAAAUGUGUCUGAUCUCAAGCGGAAUCUCUCUGGUCGCCACAUUCAGAUGAUUACGAUAGGAGGCUCCAUUGGAACGGCCCUGUUCGUGAGCAUUGGCACGGGUCUUGUAAAUGGAGGACCGGGGAGUUUGCUCAUUGCCUUUAUACUUUACUGCUUCUUUUUGGCGUCGGUCAAUAAUUGCAUGGCUGAGAUGACUGUGUUCAUGCCGGUCAGUGGUGGGUUCAUUCGAAUGGGUAGUAAGUGGGUGGAUGAAUCGUUCGGCUUCAUGUUAGGCUGGAACUUUUUCCUCUAUGAGGCUUUUCUUAUUCCUUGGGAAAUCAGUGCCUUGAAUUUGGUGUUGACCUUCUGGAGAGAUGAUAUUCCUGUCGAGGCUGUAUGUGCAGCUUGUAUUGUGCUCUAUGCAAUUAUCAACCUUUUCGCGGUCAAGUUGUACGGAGAGUCUGAGUUCUGGUUGUCUACUGGUAAACUGUUCCUUAUUGGCUUGUUAUUUGCCUUCACGUUCGUUACCAUGGUUGGGGGGAAUCCUAAGCAUGAUGCAUAUGGGUUUCGAUAUUGGAGAACGCCGGGAGCAUUUGCGGAAUACGUUACAACAGGUCCGCUGGGGAAGUUCGAGGGGUUUUUGGCUGCAUUAUGGAAGGCUGCCUUCACAAUUGUCGGACCAGAAUAUAUUGCGAUGUUGGCAGGUGAGGCCGCGCACCCACGUAAGAAUCUCAAGAGGGCCUUCAAGACAGUUUAUGUUCGAUUCGGCAUCUUCUUCAUCGGAGGUGCUUUAGCUUGUGGCAUUGUAAUCCCGUACAACGACGCAGAUCUAAUUGCCGCUCUCAAUGGAACUAGCUCUGGAACCGCUGCCGCUUCCCCAUAUGUUAUUGCUAUGCAGAACAUGGGUAUUGGUUUCCUUCCGCAUCUCACAAAUGCACUCUUGGUCACCAGUAUUUUCUCAGCCGGCAACUCAUACGUUUUCUGCGCCUCCAGAACUCUCUAUUCUCUGUCACUAGACGGCCACGCCCCGAAGUUUCUCAGAAAGUGUACCAAGAACGGUGUUCCAAUCUGGUGCUUCUGCAUUACCAUGAUCUUUCCCUUCCUCAGUUUCCUGUCCAUCGGGAGCAGCUCCGCGCAGGUCAUCACAUGGCUUGCCAAUCUCACCGAAGCUUCUCAGAUGAUCGAUUACAUCUGCAUGUGCACCAUCUACAUAUUCUUCUACCGCGCCAUGAAAGCCCAAGGCUACGACCGCAAAGACCUCCCCUACAUCGGCUGGGCACAACCUUACUGCGCCUGGUUCGGUCUGGUAACCAUGAUCUUCACUGUCACCGUUUACGGGUACACGGUGCUCCUUCCCGGCUGGUGGGACAUCGGAACCUUCUUCUCAUACUACACUAUGGUCUUCGCGUGCCCCGUUUUCUACGUAGGCUGGAAGAUCAUCAAGAAGACAAAGAUCAUCAAACCCGAGGAAGCGGACUUGGUUUGGGAAAGGCCUGCUAUUGAUGAUUAUGAGGCCAAUACUCUAGAACCGCACAUGACCUUUUGGCAGGAGAUUAAGAAGAUGGUCGGGCUUGGGAAGAAGGAAGAACAUGCAGAGUGA